Messenger RNA from Saxophila tyrrhenica, 975 nucleotides. RefSeq lists its product as uncharacterized. The transcript is spliced from 5 exons. Gene Ontology annotation, molecular function: oxidoreductase activity; copper ion binding. Lineage: Eukaryota; Fungi; Ascomycota; Dothideomycetes; Mycosphaerellales; Extremaceae. The record is from RefSeq and is a predicted model, not a curated record. The coding region runs from base 1 to 975 and encodes 324 amino acids.
AUGGACUUGAUCAAUGGCGUCCCUAUCCAAAUGUCGCCGCAAGCAGCCGCCUCAGCAGGUCACAACGGGCAGAGGAUUGGAACUUUAUAUACGAAAGCUCUAUUUCGCGAGUAUACCGACAAUUCGUUUACCGUGCAAUCUGCCCGGCCAGAGUGGUUGGGCAUGCUAGGGCCUAUCAUCCGUGCCGAGGUCGGUGAUGUUGUCAAAAUUGUGUUCAAGAACAUGGCUACGAACAACCAUACCAUGCACCCUCAUGGCUUGCGUUAUGCAAAACCAAGUGAGGGGCUGUCCGGCGCAGGGCAAAUGUUUGGUGGUGACGCCGUUCAACCCGGAUCGACAUUCAUAUAUACUUGGAAGGUGCCAGAGCGUUCCGGACCCGGACCGAUGGACCCACCAUCGCUAGCCUGGACUUAUCACUCAGACGCCCGUGGAACUCAGGAUAUCUACAGCGGUCUGGUUGGAGCUUCUAUCGUUUAUCGCCCGGGAGAGCUUGACCGGCACACUCUGUUUGUCCCGGCACCCACAGGCUCGAACCUCAUCGAAGAGGUCCUAACUCUGUUCAUCAUCAUGGAUGAGAAUCAGUCAUACUACAUCGACGGUAACACACUGAACCGGACCAGUAUCCCUCCUGGCGAACUCCAAGUCAACCGUCUCGAUCCGGGCUUCCGAGAGAGCAACAUGAAGCACACCAUCAAUGGUCGUAUGUUUGGUAAUCUCUUUGGACUUAACCUGACUGUCGGCCACGAUGCACGAUGGCAUGUGGAAGCGCUGGGUAAACAGAGGAACACGCAUACGCCACAUUGGCACGGCAAUACACUGGAUUGGGCUGGGCAGAGGGUGGAUAUUAUCGAUGUUCUCCCUGCGCAGACGAGGUCUCUCACUAUGAUCGUCGAUAACCCAGGCAGCUGGGUCCAUCAUUGUCAAGUCCUCAAUCACCGCGAUAUGGGAAUGAUUACGAAGUACACUGCUAGCUAA